This is a messenger RNA of Monoraphidium neglectum, 351 nucleotides long. RefSeq lists its product as hypothetical. The transcript is spliced from 4 exons. NCBI's taxonomy places the organism in Eukaryota, Viridiplantae, Chlorophyta, Chlorophyceae, Sphaeropleales, Selenastraceae. Bases 1 to 351 code for a protein of 116 amino acids. The record is from RefSeq and is a predicted model, not a curated record.
AUGACACUCGCCCCGUUUGCCCCGCGAUUCUGCAUGGUGCCCAUCCGAUACCCCCGCCUCAUGUCAGAGGAAGGUGCGGUCUCGGAGGAGCAGGUGUUUGUCGACGCCUCCGAGGACGUCGCCACGCCGUCCAAGCCCGCCGUGGCUCCCUCCGAGGCCGACCCCCUGGCCCAUUACAAGGCCCUGGCACUGGAGUAUUUCAACACUGCCCAGGAGCUGGCCAACAAGUACGCGGGCCAGGCCCAGGACGUUGCCAAGGAGUACAUUGCCAAGGCGCAGGAGCUGGUCGCAGGGAAGAAGGACGAGUUGUGGGUGGCUCAGCUGUUUGUGCUGCAGAGUCAGCUGCAAUAG